Molecule: messenger RNA, 840 nt
Organism: Acanthisitta chloris (rifleman)
Lineage: Eukaryota; Metazoa; Chordata; Aves; Passeriformes; Acanthisittidae
Gene: SPATA17
Product: spermatogenesis associated 17
Exons: 7
Coding region: 1-840 (279 amino acids)
Biological process (GO): spindle organization; establishment of meiotic spindle localization; mitotic cell cycle
Cellular component (GO): spindle pole
Molecular function (GO): protein binding
Source: RefSeq, a predicted model, not a curated record
AUGGUCAAAAAAACCAAAAUUCUGCUGGUAGCACCAAUCCUUUCGCCACCUACUGAUAAGAUCCAGAAAAGGUGGCGAGGCUAUUAUGUUCGGAAAUAUAUCCAUAAUUAUUAUGCACUGAAGAAUUACCUGGAAGCCAUUUCUGUGAAUAACGCAGUUGUCAGGAGUGAACUUCAAAGGUACACAGAAAUGAAGGAGUAUGAAGAGAAAAUGAAAGACCUAGAAAAGAAAGAAAAGGAAAUGAAAUACCAAGCCCGAAAGAUGCAUUACCUCCUUAGCACUGAGCAGAUUGCAGGCAUCUACAAUUCAAGUCCAAUGGAACUGCUGUUACGGAACUCAAAGCCACUGAACCACAGAAAACAGCAAAAGAAGAGUCCCUUUGCCUAUGAGCUCCAUGACUGGCCAACUUGUAAAAAGCCUCCAGCUUUUGUCACAGCAAAUUCUUUGCCACCUGUAGACAGAAAGAGACCUCAGGGGCCUUUCCGCGAUACUGCUGAAGUAUUGUGGCAGCGCUACAAGCCUUUGGAACCAACCUUGCGAGUGGCAGCAUCAAUCAGUUCACCACUGGAGAAGGCCAGAGAGGAAAUGAAAAGGGAAGAAUGGAGAAAUCGUAUACAUGACAAUGAAUUUCUGCUAUUUUCUUCAAAUAAAAAGGAGAAGUAUGAGCCAUCAAUUCAUAGUUCAGACAAAUAUGGCCGAGAAGCUUAUGGAACCAAACACUUCAGAGAAGUACAGCCUGAGAAGUGGAUAGCAGACAAGGACUUUCAAACAGUGCUGCCAUCGAUUGUUGUCUUCGAAAAGUUUGGAAAAACUUAUUCCAGCACUGGGCAAAUCGUGUAA